Anopheles stephensi (Asian malaria mosquito) is the source of this 3250-nucleotide messenger RNA. Its product is annotated as segmentation polarity homeobox protein engrailed. The coding region runs from base 454 to 2196 and encodes 580 amino acids. Gene Ontology annotation, cellular component: nucleus. Gene Ontology annotation, molecular function: RNA polymerase II cis-regulatory region sequence-specific DNA binding; DNA-binding transcription factor activity, RNA polymerase II-specific. Lineage: Eukaryota; Metazoa; Arthropoda; Insecta; Diptera; Culicidae. The transcript has 3 exons. The record is from RefSeq and is a predicted model, not a curated record. Gene Ontology annotation, biological process: neuron differentiation; multicellular organism development; regulation of transcription by RNA polymerase II.
UCAUUUCAUUUCAUUUUCAGACAUUGUCACAUCACAAUUUAUCUCGACCGUGCGCUCGAAGCUUUCCUCGAGUUCGGAGUCCGGUUUUUUUUCGGGAUUGGUGUUUUUGUCUGUUCCGUGACGAUAGAAGGGGCGCGCGCGUGUGUGUUUGUGUGCGAGUGCGUGUGAAGCGAAGAAGAGAAUUGAGACGCAGACGACGUGUGAUUGAAUACUGUUGUGGAUGCACAAGUGCCAACAGAACGAAGUUGCGGUGCGAUAAAUGCGAACCGUGUGCUGGAAGUGAUUUUUCUUUGGUGCAUUCUUGAAGUGACCUCGGAAUCCUCGAGCCUACCUCGGUAGCCCCUCGAGAUAGUGACUUGUGAAGAUUUAAAACAUUUUCUCGGGAAGUUUUGUGCGUGCGCGUUUGUGUGUGAUAAGAUAAAGGAAAGCCUUUAGCUAUAGUAGACAAAGACCAUGGCCCUGGAAGACCGCUGCAGUCCACAGAGUGCUCCGAGUCCACCGCAUCAUCACCACAGUAGCCAGAGCCCGACGAGCACGACCACGGUUACGAUGGCAACGGCAAGUCCGCUGCCCGUGACGACCACAACUGCUAGCGCCACCAGUUCGCCUACCCGCGACGAGAUGUCGCUAGUGGUACCGAUCUCUCCGCUUCACAUCAAGCAGGAACCGUUGGGCAGCGAUGGAGUCUCACCGAUGCCGCUCUUGCCACCACAUCACCAUCACCACCAUCAUCACCCUCACCAUGUUCCUCAGCAGCCGUCACCACACCAGCCACAGACCGCUCCCACGGGCAACAUAUCCUUUUCGAUCUCCAACAUCUUGAGCGAUCGAUUCGGCAAGACUUCGUCCGAUGAGCAGCAGCCACAGCAGCAACAGCAGCAAAUCCGCGAGCUAAACAGUCCCGGACCGGUCCACCCGAGUGUGCUGCUGCCCUACCCCCAUCAGCAUAUGCUUCACCCAGCCCAUCCUGCCCUGCUCCAUCCCGCUUACCAUGCCGGCCUACACCACUACUACCCACCACAGCACCAACCGAUCGUGCCCCAGCCGCAGCGGCCGCUCGAACGAAGGGACAGCCUGUUCCGGCCGUACGACAUCAGCAAAAGUCCUCGGCUCUGCAGCAGCAAUGGUAGCAGCUCGGCCACACCGCUGCCCCUCCAUCCGUACCACACGGACAGUGACUCCACGCAGGACUCCAUGUCCGCACCGAGUCCUGCCACGUACGGGGAUAUCGCUUCACCCUCGUCCGCAUCUUCCGCCAUCACUACCCCGGCCACCACCAGCAGUCCCACCGGCAGUGUGUAUGACUACAGCCGCAAGACGAGCGCCCUAGACCAUCGGGCAGCACUGCUGAAUGGGUUCAGUGCCGCCGCCAGCUAUCCCAAGCUUCACGAAGAGAUCAUCAACAGCCACCGGAAGUUCCAGGCCAAGUUGAUCGAAUCGCAAACGAAGGCAGCGUUAGCGGCGGCCGCUACGGCAGCAGCAGCCGCUUCCAUCUCCCACCAGCAACCGCACAUCCCACCGCUCGGUAGUCUCUGCAAAACGGUGUCCCAGAUUGGACAGCAUGUGGCCGGUACGGGAAGUCUGAAUGGCUCGACGACGAACGGAGUUUCGAAUGGAAGCUCGGGAGGCAACACGACUACUGCAAGCAGCACCAAAGCAACUCCCAAGCCGAUUCCGAAACCGGUGAGCUCGGAGAUGAACACCGGGUCAUCUUCUCAGGACACCGGGAUGGAGUCGUCGGACGAUGCCAAGUCGGAAACGAGCAGCACGAAGGAUGGCGAAAAUGGUAGCAAUCUGUGGCCGGCCUGGGUUUACUGCACGCGAUACAGCGAUCGUCCAAGUUCUGGCCCUCGAUACAGACGUACGAAGCAACCGAAGGAAAAGGGCGACAAUGAGGAGAAGCGCCCGAGGACAGCCUUUUCCAAUGCGCAACUGCAACGACUGAAGAAUGAGUUCAACGAAAAUCGCUAUCUGACGGAAAAGCGACGGCAAACGCUUAGCGCCGAGCUUGGGCUGAACGAGGCGCAGAUCAAGAUUUGGUUCCAGAACAAGCGGGCCAAGAUUAAGAAGAGCUCGUCGGAGAAGAACCCGCUCGCCCUCCAGCUGAUGGCCCAAGGUCUGUACAAUCAUUCGACCGUGCCGCUCACGAAGGAGGAGGAAGAGCUCGAGAUGCGCAUGAACGGCCAGAUCCCUUGAAUCCCUCUUAUGUCUGACAUCUGACCGAACCACCCUCCCCAAAUAGGGUACAAGUAGCGGACCUCGGACAGGGAUGAUGCAAUAGUUGGUUGGUUGAAGGAUUCUUCUCAAAGCUUCUACCGACCUCGUCCAAAAAUCAGGAAGCGGUUUCCUGAACGGUGAUGGCGUCCCUGCAGAACGAUAUUCGAUGGACGUCAACAAACUUGAAAAGCAAUACUAUUUAGCGUAUCUACUAAGCAUGUUUAAGUACACAGACAUACCUACCUACCGUUACAGUGUAAAUUAUUAUCUCCUUUUGGGAAGCUCUCUUGGUAGCUGUAUCCUAGAAUAUUCGGUUUAGUCGCUUGCGAACUGUAUAUAGCAGGAGUCAAUCUUGAGUGUAAAUAGAAGUUCUAUUUGUGGUGCUUUAUUUAUAAGUUUUAAAAGCUCUAGACAUGAGGCCGAUUCCCGAACCAGUUUCUUUUCUUGGAGACGUAAAGAGAAAGCAAUGAAUGCCUCAACACGGUUUCAAUCGUCGGAGGAAGAAGUUUUAAGCAUUAAAAGUUAGCAGUUCCAAAUAUGUUUCUCACUAAAGUAGAAGUGCACACCAGAUGAGAAACAAGAAAAGAAUAUCCUAAUGUCUUGCAAGUUCUAUGAAAUCGUUCUAUCUGGUAGGAAUUACUACUAGGACACCCUCUAAGAUAAGUGAAGCAAACACACAAGUAUUAUUAUAUUAUCUAUCAUUAUAAUCAUUCUGCCCAAUUAUAGCAAAGAAUAGAAAGAGAGAGAGAGAGUUGUUUUACUGAUUGUGAAGUUGUUUAGUAGCGCCCAGGAAAAAAAGAAGAAGGAAUGAAAAACAUUGAAGAAAAAUCAAACUCUAUAAAAACGAAAAACAUACAAAACAGAAGAGCGUAAAGUUUAUUAGUUGGUAAAAGAAGCGUAAUGUAUAAUGUAAAAACCCAAAACAAAACACAAACACAUACUUUUGCACACUCUCAUGUGAUAUGACGAACAGCGACGAGGGAGAAGUGAAGAGAAGUAAAUUAAAGUAUGAAAAUCUAAUAUUCAAAACAUA